Dendrobium catenatum is the source of this 3338-nucleotide messenger RNA. RefSeq lists its product as uncharacterized. Gene Ontology annotation, cellular component: piccolo histone acetyltransferase complex. Gene Ontology annotation, biological process: regulation of transcription by RNA polymerase II. The transcript has 4 exons. NCBI's taxonomy places the organism in Eukaryota, Viridiplantae, Streptophyta, Magnoliopsida, Asparagales, Orchidaceae. The coding region runs from base 400 to 3099 and encodes 899 amino acids. The record is from RefSeq and is a predicted model, not a curated record.
CCCUACUCUCGAAUUUUCCACUUCUUUUAAACCAUCCGCCGCUUCUCCGUUUCCGGGGCCUGCUCUGCAUUCGCCAUCUUCUCAAAAUCCGUCGCAUCGAACUUCCAUUCCUUUCUUCAUCGAAGCGCCUCUUAAGGCCUCUUCCACCCCCAUGGUUUCAUCUUUCUACCCGUCCUGGAUCAAACUCCGUAGCCUCCUCCUCCUUCCCGCCGGGAGCUUUACCCCAACGAUGAAGGUCGGAAUCUUCGAGCUUAAACCAGAGCGCAGGGCUUGAUACUCUUAUGCUUCUUCCCUUUCCCCUUCCUCUUGUUAGUUCGUAGAAAUAUUCAGUAGUAUCUUUACUGCUUUGUCUUUUUUGCUUCCUCCUGUUCUAUGCUGUGGAGAUGAAGCCUUUGAACGAUGAAGCAGCAUAUGACAUAUGAGAGGCGACGGAUCGUUAAGAAGCACGGUAAGGAAGGAAAGGGGGAGGCCUCAACAGAAGCGGUUGAAGAAAUUGGGUCGAGAGUUUUCCCCUUGCCGAUGCCGGCAGGUGCGAAGAUGCUGACGGUCGCAAGGAAAUCCUCGACUAGGGUAUUUGUGCCUAGAAAGGCUAUCACGGACAAGCAGUCUGUGAAAGGAAAUUAUUCCACAAGAGUCCUCCGAUCAGGGAAGCAGCUGCAUCUGUCUGAGCCGUUGGAUAAGGCUGGAGACUACGACUCUGGCGAAUUGGCUGGUAUACGAUGGUUGGAAAGGAGUGAUAAAGCGGAGAGUGGAUUAAGCGCGGGAGUUGUGUUCGACUCAGAUGGGGAUGAGAUGGCUGGACCGGAGUUGCAGGGGAAAGGAAAGAUGUUUGAGAAUGUUUAUAGCCGAAAACGUCAGAGGAUUCCGUCAAUUGGUCCGGUUGGUUUGGACCCAUCUUCUUCCAAUUGCGGGGUGGAAGAUAAUGAUCCAAGAUUCAGGGUUGUAUUUUAUAGGAAUCCCAAGAAGAAGAAAUCAGAAGUGAUGAAUGGUGUUGGUAAAUUAAGGGGUGAUCAGUUUGGAGAGACUGAAGAUUUAUUCAGAGCAGGAGUAAGACACGGUCGUCUGCAGAUCAGAGAGUUCAAUAGGAACUUCCUGGAUACCAUCGACAUUAGUGAAAGUGAACGUUGGACUAGUUUUUGUGAUCCACUAGUGCUAGUUGUGCUUUUAGAAUUUUCACGUGAUGACAUUUUGCUCAGGUUUCGGAGAUUUCUUAUUUCUGUAAUCAGCUGGAUGAGGAGGGCAAGGAUGAGUCUACAGUACUUCACUUCAUUUCUUCUCUCUCAACCAAUGAACAGUACUUUUCCACGGCAUGGCAUCCAUUUCUUGCCACUGGCGGAUCGCAAUAGCAAAUUUCUUCUUGGGAGUUCAAUUUAUAAUUUUGGGACUUGCAAGAUUUACAACACAAGGGAAUUUUUUCCCCUAAUAUCUCUAAAUUUCAAUGCCCUUCCUUCCUAUUUUAUGAGCUUGCAUUUGGCCUCUCUUCUUGGUUCUCAUUAUCUCCCUCUUGCUCUUUCAACAUUUCUGACAGGAUUGAACAAAUUAAUUCAGGAUAUUCAGUCCGAUGAUACUGUUUCUCAUGUUCCUGUGGAUUCAGUUUUUUCAGGAACUUCGAUUUCUGUUUCUGCAAGUCCUGCUGUAAAUAGGAACGCACCCAGUGCUGGUAAAUCUUGUAUAGUUUUUGCACAAAGUACAGGCACAGUGCGUAGUUCUAAGCUAAGGAAACUUCAGAGGAGGAGGAGCUUCUUGAGACAAUCAAGAUCUAACAAUUUUUCUUCUGUGGACUGCAACAGCAGGUUGUGCUGUAGUGAGAAUGGGGAUCGAUCUCUAGAGGAUCCUCUUCAUGUGAAACAUCUUAAAACUUUGGAUCAGCCAUUUAUUUCUUAUAAUGAUAAAGUUAUCUCUACUUCAUCUGGAUCCCAUUUGAAACUCAUGGAAGUUGGUAAAAAGAGCCAUGGUGAGCAGAUGAAGGAAAUAAAGGCAGUUCUGUCUGAUAUCAAGCAGAACAUCAAUUCAGUUCAAUGCAAUGCAAAUAUCUUGGUUACCGCUGGUGAUAGAUGCUGGAGAGAAGAAGGAGCAGAAGUUUUGUUGGAAUUGUCUAGUUCCGGUGAAUGGUGCUUGGCAGUGAAGAUUGGAAGCAAUUUAAGGUACCUUCACAGGCCUCAGGAUAUAAAGUAUACUCUUAACCGUUUUAAUCAUGCAUAUAUGUGGAUUGGUGAGGAUGGCUGGAGGCUUGAGUUCUCUGAAAAGUGGGACUGGCUAACUUUUAAGGAGCUUCAUGCAGAAUGUCGUCAGCGCAACAACCAUCCCAAAGAGGAUCCUUCUGUAAAGGUUAUACCUAUUCCAGUUUUUAGGGAUGUUCCUGCUUAUGAGGAUGACAUCGUAUCAAGUUUUGAGCGCCCUGAACAGUAUAUCCAUAUGAAACAUGAUGAUGAAAUAUUGCGAGCUACUGUGAGUGAAGUUCCCUAUUAUGAUAUGGAUUCAGGCGAUGAGGAGUGGUUGAAACAACACAAUUCUAGCUGCUCAAUUAAACAGAACGGUACCUCAUCUUAUCUAUUGGAAAACGCCUUUGAAAGAAUGAUAUUCACAUUUGAAAAGAAUGAAUAUUUUAGUUCUUCUGAUAUAAUAUCCUUUGAAAGAGAACCAAAUAAUCAGGAGGAAUUAGGGGCUAAAGAUACUGUUGCUGAUAUCUAUGAUUACUGGUUAAAGAAGAGGAAACAAAAACGUGCUCCAUUGGUCAGGGUGUUCCAGGGUUUAUCUCUGAGGAAACCACAAUUGAUGCAAAGACAAGUUCUUCGAAAGAGGAGAUCUUUCAAGAGAAUGCGAAGCCAUGUCGGGAGAGGAAAACCUGCCUGGGGGUUUGAUUCCAAGGCAAAAGAGGAGGCCAAAGCAGAAGCACUUCUCAAAGUCCAUGAAACCGAAAAUGCAUGGCGGCAGUUGAUGGAAGUUGCCGUUCCUUUGCGCCGCAGGGCGCAGUUGCUGAUGGAGAAUGCUGAUCUAGCAACAUAUAAAUCAUUCAUGGCUCUAAGAAUUUCUGAAGCCAUCGGAUCAAUGCCAGCCGAAGCUGUUUCUUCCAUUUUUGACUCUUUGCCAGAAAUUUAAAACAAAUGUCCCCUAUCAUUUUGCAACCAAAUGGAAGCCCUUUCUUUUUUGAGAUGAGGUGAAUCUAUUUCGAACAUGUAGCUGUAAUUUUGUAUAAAAGUUAGCUAUUUGUAGAUCUUGUAUUCUAAUCUCAUGAUGUGACAUAGCAGGUUGUAUAACAAUUUUUUUUUCCUGAUUUUAGUCCUAUUCAGAUGAGAAGUGAAAAUGGAGAAAGAAAAAUAUACGUGUUCAUUACUUCA